This is a messenger RNA of Fopius arisanus, 1282 nucleotides long. RefSeq names its product glutathione S-transferase 1-1. The record is from RefSeq and is a predicted model, not a curated record. The coding region runs from base 418 to 1071 and encodes 217 amino acids. The transcript has 7 exons. NCBI's taxonomy places the organism in Eukaryota, Metazoa, Arthropoda, Insecta, Hymenoptera, Braconidae. Gene Ontology annotation, molecular function: glutathione transferase activity. Gene Ontology annotation, biological process: glutathione metabolic process.
AUAAACUCCCUGGAGCAGUGGUUGGUCCACUAACUAUUAGAUUUUCCAUUUGAACGCGCACACUUUGGCCACAAUAUUCCCAUGUAUACGAAGAUGCAUUGUUACCACGAAUUGGCAGCUGUAUAAAGUUAUUGGAGAGGGCUGGUAAUGAGUAAGAACCAUUAUGAGUCAACGCGCUGCGAUGACGAGAUUUGAGGACUUUGACGAAGUUUCACUCUGAUUUUACCUGUGACAAGCGGAAACUUUGGGAGUGUAUGAUGUCACUGGUGGUACUAAAUGAGGGAAAGUUUCCAGGGAUAUCGCUGUGUUAUGACCCGUUGGCAUACUGGUGAAACGAUGAGCCACUAGAGUCGAACAGGUGACAGUACGUGACAGACGUACGAUCAGUCAGUACUCGAUAGAAUAACCCAAGGUAUCAUGUCCAUUGAUCUGUAUUAUCAGCCAUUCAGUGCACCCUGUCGUGCUGUGAUGCUCACAGCUGAAGCUCUGGGACUCACUCUCAAUUACAAGAGCCUAGAUAUCCUCAAUGGAGAACAAUUCACACCGGAUUAUGAGCAAAUGAAUCCACUGAAGAGUAUUCCAUUUAUCGUUGAUGAUGAUUACAAACUCGGUGAGAGUCGGGCGAUUAUGGGGUACUUGGUGGAUCAGUAUGGUGAGGAAUCCGGACUUUAUCCCACUGGUGCCUCUGAACGUGCUGUUGUCCAGCAGCGGCUUCAGUUUGAUGUGGGGACUCUCUACAAAUGGGUUGCGGCCUACUACUAUCCAGUUGUAUUCAGGGGAGAAACUGAAUAUAACGAGGGCAACUACGAGAAGUUGAAGGAGGCAUUUCAGAUUCUCGACAAAUUGCUGGAGGGUAAUGAUUGGGCUGCUGGAAGUGACAUGACGAUUGCUGAUCUUUCGUUGCUAUCAACCGUCACAACUGCCGAAGCCUUUGGAUUUGAUCUCGAGGAAUACAGUAAUGUAGCUGAAUGGCUUGAAAGAGUGAAGAGCACUGCACCUGGUUACGAUACUGCCAAUGCCGAGGGCGUUGAAAUACUUAAAAACAUUAUAGCCGGUACGAGUGCAGAAUGAAAUACCGCUGACCUCCAACGUAUCACUCCCACAUUUUAUUUUAAUGUUCGUCCGCGGAAUGGCACCACCAGUGAUCAAUACUGUCUUUAAUUCUCCUUCAGUUCUAACCGUCUCGCUUCAAUGUAGAAUGUAAUCAGUAGAUGAGUUAGUAAACAUGAAAACAGACUCGUAUGCUAAUUAAUAGAAUAAAUAUGAAGGGAAUGCUGAUCAA